GCCAAGCGAAAAUUCAUCUGUGCUGUUAUGCCUGCUUUUUCUACUAUGCGUAGCUACAAUUAAAAUCACAGUACAGGCCAGGCCAUUUUCCACACAGAAGACUCAAACAGAGAGACAGAAAGACAGAAAGACAGAGAGAGAAAGCUGGAGAGAGAGAGAGAGGGAGAGAGAGGUGUACUGUAUUACUCGGGAAGAUGAGCCAUGAACUUGACCAGUGCCUGAAAACCAACUAAUCCUCCCACUCUUCACUUCACCGGAAAACCACUUGUUUCCUUAUUUACACUUUCCCCAAGUGGUUUUCCGACUAGCGAAAUCCCCCAACAUGGCAGAAACCGGUCAUGUCCGGUUUCCGGGAAGCCUGGACCCGGGAGCCCAAGAGUUCAUACCCAGAAACCCGAACCAACUAACCCUCUUCGGGCCUCCUCCACCGCAACCGCUACCACCGCCUCCGCACCAGGUUUUCUAUCCGUACCCGCCAAUCAGCGAAGUCGUACCGUACGCGCAGUACGCUGCGUCCCCGGCGUAUGCUAGUGCCGCGCCAACCGUUUGCACGCCGGUUCCACCUCCAUCUGUGGCCGCGACGCGGGCUGUGCUGUUGAGCUCGGUGCCGAGUGACGUGAGCGAGGGGACGGUGAGGAGGGAGGUGGAGGGGUUCGGGGAGGUGAGGUGGGUGCAGAUGGAGAGGGUGUGCGAAGGGAUCGUGACCGUCCAUUUCUACGAUCUGCGGCAUGCAGAGCGGGCCUUGAGGGAGUUUCGGGAGCAGAACAUGCAACAGCAGCAGGUCAGGCUUCGCAACAACUACGCCUCCUAUACUUUCAUCCCCAACACUCCGCCUCCGCUGCCGCCCAAUAAUUUGUCUAGCCAGCUUCUUCCGGUUACUCCGGGUCGUGGGCUCAUCGCUGGUCAACCCGUGUGGGCCCAGUUCGUGAUUCCGGCCUUGAAAGCCGUUCCGGACGGCCAUAACCAAGGCACCAUCGUGAUUUUCAAUUUGGACUCGGCGGUCACCACCUCCACUCUCAAAGACACCUUCCAAGCUUUUGGGCCUGUAAAGGAAUUGAGAGAGACGCCUUCGAAAAAGCACCAAAGGUUCAUCGAGUUCUUCGACGUGAGAGAUGCUGCGAAAGCUCUCAAGGAAAUGAACGGAAAAGAAAUCAACGGCAAACCAGUUGUCAUCGAAUUCAGUCGACCCGGAGGCCACAGCAGGAAGUACUUGAAUGCGGUGGGAAACACCACCCGAACGCUGGUCUCGCCUACCAAUAUAAUUGCACCCCUUCAUUCUAACAACGCUCUAGUUAGUUAUCCGCCUUCUCCGUCGCGGGAACUGGUCGGAAAAUUCUCAAGACGGCCCAACAGUUUGAACAUGGCACCGCCGCCGCCCCAUUUGUACGCUAGCCUCUCGCCACAAAUCCAAUUUCCAUCGAGUAGGAACAAAUCAACGAAUAUUUGUAGCAGCAAGGGAAAUGUGGGGGCUAAUGGGAGCUUGAGGAGGUCGAAUUCAUCGAGCGUUGAAGCUCAAAUGGGAGGUUUGAAUUUGGGUGGUGCAGUUGAAGAGAGCCAUUUGGUACCGGGGCAGCCGAUAAGGUCUUGCUCGUCUUCAAAGAAGAGCUGCCAAAACAGCCAGAACCAGGUUGUUAUGAGUCCACCGCGGCCGCAGCAAGCGAAGAGCAGUAGGGGAAGGAAAGGAAGGCAAGGGAAGAAGAUGGACUCUAAAUUUCUAAUAAAAGAAGAAGCGAUGGCGGAAUCCAGCAGCGCAGAUACGAGGACCACCGUCAUGAUCAAGAACAUUCCCAAUAAGUACAGUCAGAAGCUACUAUUGAACAUGCUGGACAACCACUGUAUUCACUGCAACGAGCAGAUUGUUGCCAAUGGCGGCGUUGAUGAUGGUGAUGAUGAUGAGCAGCAGCAGCAGAAGCAGCCUUUCUCCUCCUACGAUUUCGUUUAUCUUCCCAUUGAUUUCAAUAACAAGUGCAAUGUGGGAUACGGGUUUGUGAACAUGACGUCGCCGGAGGCAACGUGGAGGCUGUACAAGGCCUUCCAUCUUCAGCAUUGGGAGGUCUUCAAUUCCAGAAAAAUCUGCGAAGUCACCUACGCAAGAGUUCAGGGUUUGGAAGCGUUGAAAGAGCAUUUCAAGAACUCGAAGUUCCCGUGCGAGAUGGAGCAUUACCUGCCAGUGGUGUUUUCACCGCCUCGGGACGGGCGGCAACUCACCCACCCACUUCCCAUUGUUGGCGCCCAAACCCUUAAUAACAAUAUUAAUAACUCCUCUUCGUCCUCCCCCGUUUCUCUCUUGGUCCCGCCAGUGCCACCUCAUCUUCACGAUCAACACGACCAUGAUAUGGACGCGCCCGUGUCUACCUGCGACUCUGACGACGACGACGAAGGCAGCAGUCGAAGCGGCGGCGUUUUCAUGCCUGACGACGACGACGACGACGACGACGAUGAUGAUGAUGAUGAUGAUGACGACGAACGAGACAGACAGACAGCUAGCGCCUCCCUAGAAAUAAAAGGCUAUACCUAUAAUACCCUCUAAUAAUAUUAAUAUAAAAACCUCCACCCUGGCCUCCAUGUAUAUCUCUGUCUGUCUCAUCAGUUUCAGUCUGCAAAUCUCACAUUGAUCUGUUCUGAUCUUAUAGCUACCUGCCUCCCUCCCUCUAGAUUAGCUUCCGCUUAAGUUCUGCACCAGAACCAGCCUCCAUCAUUUCCAUUUAUUACUGCUCUCUCUCGCUCUCUCUCUCUCUUGUUCUUGUUUUUUCUUUUUCAAAUUUGACUAGUUGUGUCAACUUUGUGCUGUGUUUGUAUUUUAGGAAAAAUGUAAUCCUAGUGUUUAAUUAGAGUUUCUUGUUAAUUUUGCUAAUUACAGAUUGUAGUUUUCUAGUA
Messenger RNA from Prunus dulcis (almond), 2877 nucleotides. Its product is annotated as protein terminal ear1. The record is from RefSeq and is a predicted model, not a curated record. Bases 323 to 2530 code for a protein of 735 amino acids. Lineage: Eukaryota; Viridiplantae; Streptophyta; Magnoliopsida; Rosales; Rosaceae. The transcript has 5 exons. Gene Ontology annotation, molecular function: RNA binding.